GUCGUGUUUGGUAACAGAGUUUAUUCUAUUCCUCCUCCCGUAUUCGUGGCUCAUAAACUCAACACUAACCACUUCCAUUUCUCCAAAAGAAUAAAAAUGGCUCUCCGAUCUGUCAAAGCUCCGACCUCCAUACCUCCCGGCGUCAUCGUCUCCUCCUCAGUUAUCAACAAGCCACACUCUCUCGGAUUCGCCUCCACACCGACGGCAUCACUCGCCGUCCGUUCCAAUCUCAAACUCAAACCAGCUUCUCCCCGCGCCGCGAAAUUCCGAUGCUCCGCGGCGUCGUCGUCGUCGGCGCUCACGCCGCAGCUGAGAGACACGCUGGAGAAGCUGGUGAACUCGGAGAAAGUGGUGCUGUUCAUGAAAGGGACGAGGGACUUUCCGAUGUGCGGAUUCUCGAACACGGUGGUGCAGAUCCUGAAGAGUCUGAACGUGUCUUUCGAAGAUGUGAACAUUCUCGAGAACGAGAUGGUGAGGCAAGGGUUGAAAGAGUACUCGAGUUGGCCGACGUUUCCUCAGCUUUACAUCGACGGUGAGUUUUUCGGGGGUUGUGAUAUUACUCUCGAGGCGUUUCAGAGUGGAGAGUUGCAGGAAGCUGUCGAAAAAGCUAUGUGCUCUUGAAAGUUGAUCUUAUCUCUAUGUCAUGAGCGAAAGUCUUCUUGAUGUUUUUUUUAUGGCUGGUAACAUUAAGAGACAUGUUGUAUGAUGGAACUAUGGUUAUAGAACAACUACGUUUCUGAAAAAUGUAUACUUUACUGUCUUGAGUCUCUUUAUUGAUUUUGAUCUUUUUGCUUGGGUGUGUGUUUUUCUUCAUUUGUGUUGUUGAGGUGUUCAUGUUACAAAAGAGAAUCAUGGGUUGUUCUGCUCA
Brassica rapa (field mustard) is the source of this 868-nucleotide messenger RNA. Its product is annotated as monothiol glutaredoxin-S14, chloroplastic. NCBI's taxonomy places the organism in Eukaryota, Viridiplantae, Streptophyta, Magnoliopsida, Brassicales, Brassicaceae. The record is from RefSeq and is a predicted model, not a curated record.